CUCCCUCCCCUUUCCCGGCUCCUCCUCUGUCGGGCUCCUCGGUCCAUCGAGCGAUCUUCCUAAACUUUCCGUUUCAAAGCUUCCUGAAGCUUCGCCACUCGAUGCGGGGACGAGGGCGACAGCGGGAACAGAUGGGGGACAUGUGCAAGAAAUGAAAUAUAAACGAUGGUACUGAUGACCGAGCAGGCGGACAGACCUCUGACCCCGUUAUCCACACCGGAGCAACUUUUCAACAAGGAUUCCCGAGGGAAUCGCUCGACGUCUGAGGCGGAGAAUGGAGGUGAGAGGGGACAGAGGAGGCGCGGGCGGUCACCUACACAUCUCCACCUGUGUCUGGACACAGAGUCAGAUCCCUCAGAGAGCAGGAAGAAAGCGGCUAGCAUGAGGCUGAAACCUGUGGAGCAGCUCUCACCAAUGCUGGGUCCAGGUGACUUUGAAACAAAAUUUGAAAGGAAGAAAUCGCAGCCCAGCCAGUUAUCAAAAACAAAUGCCCAGUAUCAUAAAUUAUUCAAGGAAGUCAGCAAAGAUGAGUUACUCAAACAAAGUUACACUUGCGCCCUGCAGAAAGACAUGUUAUAUCAGGGCAAAAUGUUCGUCUCUGAUAACUGGAUCUGUUUUCACUCCAAAGUCUUUGGCAGAGAUACCAAGAUUUCAAUCCCAGUGAUGUCUGUGACAUUUAUCAAAAAAACUAAAACUGCAUUAUUGGUGCCAAACGCCCUCGUGAUUGAAACUAGCAGUGACCAGCACGUGUUUGUGUCCUUCCUCUCUCGAAACACCACCUACAAACUUCUGAAAUCCAUCUGCAUUCAUUUGGAGGUGGAUAAGACUUGUAACAGCCCUGUUACGUCCUCCUGUGAAAGCAGCUUCAGAGUCAACUGCCCAUCUUCACUUCCUCUGGACUUUUCUGGAGACUUCUCUGAUCUGGAUGGAGUUGUGCAGCAGAGACGGCAGGAGAUGAUGGAGAGCAGUAGCUCGGGGUCUCAGACUCCAGAUUAUGACAAAAUAACCGACUUCACCGGACUCCCAGACACAUUUCUAAGUGCGGUGAAGAGUGGGGAGGUUUCAGUCCACGCAGACAUUCACCUCCAGACUCCAAGCCAAAAGCACGGACCUUCCCUCAAGAACGGGUCAGCCAAGCCAACCCGUGGAGUCACGCUAAAGGACAAAUCCUCUCAGCCUAUGUCGUUACACGCCAUCCUCCUAAUCUAUUUGGUUUUAGUCAGUGUUCUCGUCUUGUCCUCCUGUUACAUGGCUUUCAAGAUUGUGGCUCUUGAGCAUCGUUUGAACUCUUUGGUGUCCAUGGGGGAACACAUUCGAAAUGAAAAUGCAGUGAGCCACAGGUCCCAGGAUGAAGUGAAUGCUGAGAUCUAUGGAGAACUGUCUACCAACCUGUUCAAACUAGAAAAGAUUCAAAGAAACCUCCGCAAGCUACUUGAAGAGACUUAAAAGAAGACUGUUGUCUGUUUGCCUGCCCAGACAGAAGCUUUAUCUUUUAUUAGACAUGUUGGCUGAACUGUGCAGAUCAGCAGUUUUCAGGUUUGGUAAUAGAUCUGAUGCCAAAGCAUGGACAGCUCAUACAGAAAACUUUUUUUUUUUUAACCGGUGUGAACUUUAACUUAAAUAGUGCAAUAAGAGCUUCUUUCCCCUUUCCACUCAGGACUAUUUUCUCACUUUUUUAAAACAGAAAGCUGUGCUAGAGUGUAAACUGAAGCUGUGUGGUAGUGUGCCAGUGUUAGUGUUAGUUAAGCAGAAGUUUAAAGCACAUGUGUAGUAUUUAUCUGAGAGCAUUGAUUUGGCUUUUCACAAUAGUGGGAUUUUUAUCGAGGUAUCAGGUCCAAAGGUCCUAUUUCAAUGUUUUCCAAACAUUUCAGAAAAGGUCAACUUGUGCUGUAAUUAUGUUCUUUUGUUAGAAUUAAGUUGCCAAUAAAUUAUAUUUAUGUCAUGUAUAUAAGUCACUCAGCAAGGGAUGUUUGUAUAGUGUGGUUAUCUAAAGGCUAAAAUUCACUGUACAUUUGUGAAUAUAGUCUGGCUGCUUGGGCUUAGAUGAGUAGAAGUUUAAGUGCAAAUGAAAGCAGAUCAGCUGAGUUUAAUAGAUGCCUUUAUUGUAAAUAUGAAUUUUUAACAAAAAAUAUUAACUUUGCUUCUUAAAGGCCCAAUCUGUACUCAUAUGCAUUAGAGGUUUAUUCACUUUCAUAAUUGAAAAGCUUCUCAAAUGAGCAUGAUUUAAAAAUUUGUCCUGUUUUUAUAUUAAUCAGCAUCAUAGGACAUUUCCACUGUAACUUUGAUUUUGCUACUGUCAAGUGCCAUCAAUCAUUUCAGGAGCAAUAGGAGCUUGUUUUCUGCUAUGGUAGUGUGGUGACCCUUCUGUUUACAUUUAGAUCACAUACUGUGCCUUUCCAUGUUGCAUUAUAACUGCAUCAGAGUCCUGAAAUAAAUGGCUCUCAUACUCU
Lates calcarifer (barramundi perch) is the source of this 2450-nucleotide messenger RNA. RefSeq names its product GRAM domain-containing protein 2B. Lineage: Eukaryota; Metazoa; Chordata; Actinopteri; Centropomidae. Bases 166 to 1446 code for a protein of 426 amino acids. The transcript is spliced from 14 exons. The record is from RefSeq and is a predicted model, not a curated record.